This is a messenger RNA of Baudoinia panamericana UAMH 10762, 2106 nucleotides long. RefSeq lists its product as uncharacterized. The transcript has 3 exons. The record is from RefSeq and is a predicted model, not a curated record. NCBI's taxonomy places the organism in Eukaryota, Fungi, Ascomycota, Dothideomycetes, Mycosphaerellales, Teratosphaeriaceae. Gene Ontology annotation, cellular component: COP9 signalosome. Bases 233 to 1678 code for a protein of 481 amino acids.
CAUCUGCGUCUGGUGCAGACACAUGCAUCUCCCCCGACACCACAUCAACCAAGCUGGAUGUUCUAGCCAAGCUACUCCAUCGCCUCACCGGGACGAUUACCGGCACGUGCCGUACCGAAGCAUACCAGAUCUGCCCAGAUCAGCCCAGAUCACUUGUUGCGAUCAAAUCACGAGACUGUGUCUGAGGGCAUGAGAAGCGAUUAAGGCAGGAGAUUGCGUCGGAAGAGCCGAAAUGGCGGUGAACGGCGCACUGCCACCACCCACCUUCGACCUCGAUGCAUGGGCCAACAACUACGAAGGUGCUCUCCUUCCACUCCGUCUCGCACACGUCGCCACCCGCUGCCCUCCUCUCGCCCGCCAAAGCCUGACCACCGCCAUCUCCGCCGCCAAGACGGGCAAGAAUGUCCAGCUGUACAUGCGCCUGUGUGAGCUGGCAGGACACCUUGGUCUGGAUGACCUCCGCACGCCGGACGAAGCAUGGGUGAGCAAGCAAGACGAGGGCAACAAGCGCGAGCUGAGCCGGCUGGAAGGCGAGCUGCGCGGUUACAAGAACAAUCUCAUUCGCGAGAGUAUCCGCAUGGGCCAGGAAGAUCUCGCACAGCACCACCUCGUCACCGGUGGACCGCUACCUGACCUCAGCAAUCCUCAGUCGCUCAGCACCGCCGGCUACAAUGCCGCAUACCAGGCCUUCGGCAAGAUGCGCGAUUACUGCACCACUCCCACCCACAUGGCCGCCAUGACUUUGCGCUUGGUCUACUCCGCCGUGCUCAUGGCUGUCAACGCCCAGCAGACCGGUGGAUCAGCCAUGCACCACUUCAACAGCGUCCUCGCCAACGCCAGCCGCCUGCGCACCGCCGGAGUGAAGGAGGAAGAGCAAGUCAAGCUCACACCCAUCGCGAUCGCCAUGACCGGCAUUGCCCAUCUAGGCCAAGGCAACUACCGCGAUGCUGCUGCAUCUUUCCGCUACACGCCAGCAGAAUACAACAACCUCGGACCCAUCCACGGCGCAGACUUCGGCCGCUUGGUGGCCUCCGCGAACGACAUCGCCAUCUACGGUGGUCUUUGCAGUCUCGCCACGCUCAGUCGGCAGGAGCUCAUUGACAAGGUCCUCGGUGGCACCUUCCGCGUCUUCCUCGAGCUCGAACCGCACAUGCGCAAAGCCAUCAGCCUUUACACCACCGCCAAAUAUCAAGCCUGCCUCGACACCUUGCAACGUUACUACAGCGACUGGAGUCUCGACGUCUUUCUCGGCGCGGCUGUCAUUGCUGGUGGCAACGGCUCACACGUCGACCGCUUGUUCGCUCUGAUCCGCGAGAAGAGCAUCACCGCCUACUUCUCGUCCUUCUCCGAGGUCUCACUGGCCUCACUGGCCUCCACCUUCCCGCCCACGACUUACGCACAGACGGCGAUGGAGGACGAGGUGCUGAGCAUGAUUGACUCCGGAAGGCUGGACGCUCGGCUCGACGCUCUCAAUGGCGUGCUAAUUGCGCCUAAGUCAGAUGUCAGAGCGGCCGUGCAUGCAGAGGCAAAGCGAGCCGCGGAGGAGGUCGAGCGGACGUUGCUGUUGCGGCUGCACAAGGUGAACGCUGCGUUGGCCGGGUUGGAGAUUCCGCGGUCGAAAGCUGGCGGUGGGGUGGGAUGGGGAGAGGUUGCAGCCAUGGGUGACGGAGUGUACUGAGAGUAUUGCUGGCUGACGAAGAGGACGUGAUUGACGAUCUUGUCGGACUUCGGCUGAAGCCAGGCGUGAGCAUAGCGAGGGCGAAGACGGCGUCUGGGGAAGAUUACUCCACGCAAUGCGCGUCUGCAAUGGAGCGAGCCACUGCAUUUCAGCGCUUCGGAAUUCUCUUGUGCAUCUGCCGCAUGUAUAGUAUGCCAAGCCAAUUAUGCUUGAGAAUCGAGCUGUGGCGCCCAGCAUUGCCAGCCCAUCAGCGACCAAUCCUGCAAUUGACCCGAAGUAACGGUCACCUUCCCAAUAAAGAAAGAUAUGUCGCCACGUAUAGAACACCGGAUAGCAAUAUUGAGAUUGGUGCUAGAACUGAUGUUGCUCGUCUUCGACUCGCAUAGAAGUCGCACAAGGUGCGCAUCCGCCAAGCACGAUCGUAUGCG